AUGGCACAGCUCUUGGACGGGGCCGGCAAACUGGGCUGGGUUCUGCUCAAGUCUGUGAUGCGUUUUGCGUUUAUGCUGUUCAACAACUGUGCAGCCAUCCCAUCCUACUGUUUAUACCUAGUGCUUCUCCAGCCGCUGAGAAUAUGGGACAGCUCGACUUUCUGGCACAUCGAAGGAAUAAUGUUCAAAUGGUUGCUGGCCAUGGUGUCUUCAUGGGGCUGGAUCGCAGGUUAUACAGUAACGGAGUGGGGUGACGACGUACGGCCCAUCUCUGAAGAAGAAGCCAUGGUCAUCGUCAACCACCAAUCCACAGGAGACGUGUGCACCCUCAUGAUGUGCCUGCAAGACAAGGGCUUGGUGAUACAAAAAAUGAUGUGGUUGAUGGACCAUGUGUUCAAAUACACCAACUUUGGCCUAGUGUCCCUGAUCCACGGGGACUUCUUCAUCAGACAGGGUAAAGCUUACAGAGACAAGCAGCUGGUCUACCUGAAAGAUCACCUAGAGAAAUACUACCACAGCCGCAACAGGAAGUGGAUAGUGCUGUUCCCGGAGGGAGGCUUCUUGCGCAAGCGGCGGGAAACCAGCCAGUUAUUUGCCAAGAAGCAUUCUCUCCCGCACCUGAACCACGUCACGUUGCCUCGCCUCGGGGCAACCCACGUUAUCCUGAAAACCCUGUCAGCCCAGCAGGAGAAUGGCAGCGUGAGCAGCGAGACUGGAUCCUCUAAUCAGACGGGUAAUAAACGUAAAGGCCUGCAGUGGGUAGUAGACAUGACCAUAGCUUACCCCAAAGCAAGACCCAUGGACAUCCAGACCUGGAUCUUUGGCUACAGACCUCCUACAGCCACACAUGUACACUACAGGAUGUACCCAAUAAAAGAGGUUCCUGUGGAGGCAAAGGCCCUGACUGACUGGCUGUAUCAGAGGUUUGUGGAGAAAGAAGAGUUGCUGACCCAAUUCUACGACACAGGAUCAUUCCCCUCUCAAGACGGACAGAAGGAGGCAGUUUCCCGGCCGAUGAUCCUCGACCCCGUGUGGCUGGGCGCUAUCCAGCUGUUUGCUUUCGCUUCGGCCUACAUGUGGUACAGCGUCCUCCAGUACCUCUACUGCUGUUUAUUUUGAGUGCGCUGAUGAGGCGAGAGUCUUUGUUGGACCACUGGAAAAGCCUCAGGAUCAGUUGGUGUGUGGCCCAGCGUCAUACUUGCCCCCUACGAUGGAUGAAUGUACAUUUACAACAGUGGAGAGAGACUUAACAGGAAAACAAAAAACAUAUGAAGAACACAAACACACAGAAUACAGAUACCAAUACAAUAAGGAACUGGUCACAGGCAUAGUUAACUUGCACACAACUCUCAACACCACACACUCGCUCCAACGGCCUCGCAGAAUAAUCUCUCGCACUCGUCACGACUCACAUUUUGAUGUUUACACGUCCUCAUACACGUAGACGCUCACACUGACAUAACUUUUUAUUCAAAGUGAAUGAAAAUGAGGCUCAGGACUCGUCCAGAGGACGCUCUGGACCGGACUCUCUCUCUUCCCCUCCUAGGCUUUAGCCGUAGUAGUUUUACAGAGUAUAAAGUACGUAUGGACGCGUGUGUGAGUGAAUAUAUGUGACUAGAAGCAUAAUGUCUGCCCUUGUUCUUCUUCCUGGCGAGAGUUGAUGAAGCCCACUGGACCUCUCUUUCAGCCCGCUGACUAGCUGGCUGGCCACACCUUCCAGAGCGAGCGGCUGUAUGGACGUUGAGGCUGCGCAGCCCGCUGCUCCUCUGGCCUUCAUUGCACUAAGGAUCCAUACUGCCCUAACUGCUCCCUGUCCCAGGAAAUAUUCCUGCGUGGUAGCUGUCGAUGUUUUUAAUUUCUUUUUGUUGUUCUUCCCUUAACCUGCAUAUCUCCACAACAACGGCCAUUGUAUUUGUUGUUGAUGUCUUUUUUGUUGACUUUUUUUUUUGUGUCCGCCUGUCUGUCGAGGCAGUAUUCUGAGCUCACUGAGAAAGGGGGGAUCAUGUUUACACUGGCAGCCCUGCUGAGAGCCUAACAGGGAUGGAGGCUAUGAUGCGGCGCUGGUUUUAAGGAUCGUUUCUGUGUCAGAUGUUGAAGGGAGGAAGAGGAGACGGUGCCGUAGUGCUGCUCUUUUUUUUUUUUUUUUUUUUUUUUAAGAGUAAGAAAAACAGUGGUGGCACGCAGGGCAAGAAUUGCAGUCUGAUCAACUCAAAAAUAACUCCCUCUUUGUGGAUUCCCCUUUUCGCCCUCUGCUCUCCGACAUGCAUACACACACAAACACGUGCACACACAGCCAUGUGCAGCUACACACAGCAGAGUAGACGUCUGUCUCGAAGGAUCAUCUCAGCAAGCCAGACUGAGAAGGCAGAGACUCUUAUUCCCCCAUUGGUCUACAUAGUUUUACAAAUAUUUAAGCCAUAUGCUUAGUGUCGUUGGGUGGGGAAAAGACUUGGGAAAAAAUAUGAUUUUUAUAGAAAGCUACCCUAAUGUUCAGCAUUCUAAAAUAGACAUUUUGGCUUACAGAACUAUAGGUGUCAUUACUGUAAAUUUACAGCAUAACCUGCCUAAGUGAGUGUGUGUGGUUGUCUUUUCCCCCCAUUUUUGAUAUAUAUGAUUCAUGUCGUGUUGCUCUGUGACGUCAGAGUGUGGCGGCAAUUUCACCACGAGUGGUCAAAUUUUAUUUUUAUUUUUAAAUUACAUGAAACUGUCGUCCUCAUGUCAUGGUAUGUUUAAAUCUUGUACAUAACAAAGCUGAGGAAGAGUUUUAAUUGUUGGAAAUGACGGCAGCGUUUCUGUUCUCUUUUUGGUCCGUGAUAAUUUCAGAAGAAUUUUAGUUAUAAAAUAUCAUGAAUGUUUCAAAAAAAGAAAAGAAAAAGAAAGCGAGGAUUUUUCCCUUCAUUUCUCAGUGUUAACCCUGUUUUUAUUUUUGAUUUGACUUCCUGACCAGGAAGUUGUUGUGUGCUUCAAGACAUUAGAGCUACUGUACGUCCGUGUGCACGGCGACACAUGGGCCCAGUUUCAAAAUUUGUACCAUUGUACAUUAUAACUCAUCAGGAUUUAGUGGAAAAACCUCGACUGUCGAGCCUUACCUGAUGUCCAGGUGGACCACAAUCCCAAAUAAUGCUGUUUCCUCACACUCCCUCUUGACAAACAUUUGUUAUAAAGAUGCUUUCACAGGUUCAAGAUAGAACUGGGCCUGUGAGGAAGGGAUCACUCUUCACUUGCGAGGGAAACUCUGGCAGGGCCCUGCAAUGAUGCAGCUGUUCUCUCUCUCUCUCGAAUGUACUUGUGUUUUGAGGUUGAUUAUACGUAAUUUGCUUAGUCUGCUUUAAUUAGGAAAAUUAUAGAGGAGCAGCAAUUAUCAUUGUCAAAAUCUAAUGCAUAAAAGGUGCAUUUUAGUUUACUGCCCUCCCUGUGUGCCACUGUUGGUAGAAACUGUGUGUGAAAUGCAAAAAAAAAAAGGGCUACCUGACUGGGUAGGUAAAACAUUUCAAAUCAGGCUGUUAAUGUGAUUCAUCCCGCGGCCCUUUCAGAUUCCCCUCCAUCGUGAGAGUGACUGGAAAUGAAGCGUCAUCUUUCUUUCUUUUUCACCUUUUUAUUUAAUUUAAUUUUUUUUUUUUUUUAUCUGACCAUUUUUCCAAAGAAGGCAGGGAAAUAAUGUUUUCCUAGAUGUGGUUUUAGGAAAUAAACACAAUAGGGAUUUAAACAAAUUAUACUAGAGCUGUCUGUAAUUUUCCAUUUUGUACUUCUCCUUUAAUUCCUAGCUACACAGCCAUUUUACAACACAAAAGACUUGUGCUGGAAUAAAACAUCAUAAAGAUCCUAA
Messenger RNA from Cottoperca gobio, 3826 nucleotides. RefSeq names its product lysophosphatidylglycerol acyltransferase 1 (gene lpgat1). Gene Ontology annotation, biological process: phosphatidylinositol acyl-chain remodeling. Gene Ontology annotation, molecular function: acyltransferase activity. The transcript is spliced from 7 exons. The record is from RefSeq and is a predicted model, not a curated record. NCBI's taxonomy places the organism in Eukaryota, Metazoa, Chordata, Actinopteri, Perciformes, Bovichtidae. Gene Ontology annotation, cellular component: endomembrane system; endoplasmic reticulum. The coding region runs from base 1 to 1119 and encodes 372 amino acids.